CUCGUGUCAGGCGGCAAGAUGGUGGCGGCCGAAGUGGUCCUUGUGCUCGUGGUCGUGCUCAUUAUCUACAUCGCCAUUCGCCUGCGUCAAAACUUUCUCCUGUUCCAGCAAGGGUACUCGCCGAUUCCAGACAACGAGAAGGCUGGAUUGUCGAAGCAUUUGAUUACACAGUCCAAGGACUCGGUGGAGCUGCUUAUCGCAAAAAAUGAUCCUCACCCAGCGCGGCACAAGUAGGUUCUUGGAUCUUCUUAUCCAUUUUACCAACGCUUUAAGGCAUUGUACUAUCUAUUAAAUAAACGUCGUCUUUCUU
This is a messenger RNA of Aphanomyces invadans, 310 nucleotides long. RefSeq lists its product as hypothetical. The transcript has a single exon. The record is from RefSeq and is a predicted model, not a curated record. NCBI's taxonomy places the organism in Eukaryota, Oomycota, Saprolegniomycetes, Saprolegniales, Verrucalvaceae. Bases 19 to 234 code for a protein of 71 amino acids.